Diuraphis noxia (Russian wheat aphid) is the source of this 1336-nucleotide messenger RNA. Its product is annotated as arginine-hydroxylase NDUFAF5, mitochondrial. Gene Ontology annotation, cellular component: mitochondrion. Gene Ontology annotation, biological process: mitochondrial respiratory chain complex I assembly. Lineage: Eukaryota; Metazoa; Arthropoda; Insecta; Hemiptera; Aphididae. The record is from RefSeq and is a predicted model, not a curated record. Gene Ontology annotation, molecular function: S-adenosylmethionine-dependent methyltransferase activity.
UAAAAGUGAAUAUUGUGACACAAACAGUAAAUACCAAUGACCUAUCAGCCAUUCCUAAAAUUAUUCGUAUUUCGUAGAAAAUAGAAAUAAGUUAUUGUAAAUCAAAUUAACCAAGUGCUAAAACCAAGUUUUAAAAGAAAUAUAUAUUCAUUAUUUACCUUUUGAUCAAUAUUUGAUGAAUAAAAUUAACUUCUUGGAAAAAUAUAUUUAAUCCAACAGUGAGAUUUAACAAAUGUCGUGUAAAAUGAAUAUCUUAAGAAAAUCAUUUACAAGUGAAAAGCCAAAAUCAUUUAUAAGAAAAUUAGCAACAUUAAAAAAUUCAAAUGAACUAACACCAAUGACUGUAUUUGACAGAAAAGCUAAAGUUAUUCAAAAACAACGAGCAGCCAUAGCAGAAGAUAGUUCAGUUUAUGAGUACAUUAAAGAAGAAGUUGGUUAUCGUUUAUCAGAUCGUCUUUUCGAUAUAAAACGACAAUUUAAUUUAGUGGUCGAUCUAGGUUGUGGAUAUGGACAUGUAUCAAAACACAUUUCCAUAGACAAUGUAAAAGAGUUGAUUAUGUGUGAUAUAUGCCAAGAAAUUUUGAAUAAAUCCAAAAACCCUGAGCCUGAAGUAAAGGUUAGUAAAAUAGUAGUAGAUGAAGAAACAUUACCUUUUAAAAAUGAUAGUAUCGAUUUAAUAAUAAGUUGUUUAAAUCUCCAUUGGGUUAAUAAUUUACCUUCAACUUUUCUACAAAUAAAAAAUUCUUUGAAAAAUGAUGGAGUCUUUUUAGGAGCAAUGUUAGCAGGUGACACUUUAUUUGAAUUACGAUCAUCAUUACAAUUGGCAGGUAUUGAACGUGAUGGAGGAAUAGCACCCAGAAUAUCACCUUUUGUUCGCCUUAGGGAUGUGGGAGCACUAAUGCAAAAUGCUGGAUUUUCAAUGUUAACAUUGGACACAGAUGAACUUAUUAUUCGUUACCCAUCAAUGUUUGAACUAAUGUGGGACCUAAAAGGCAUGGGAGAAAAUAAUGCUGUUCUACAACGACCAUUGAGACUGAACAAGAAUACAAUGUUUUCAGCAGCUGCUAUAUAUGAUAAACUUUAUGGUAAUAAAGAUGAAAACAGUGAUACUAAAGGUAUCCCAGCUACAUUUCAAGUCUUGUACAUGAUAGGAUGGAAACCAGAUCCAUCACAACCAAAACCAUUAUCCCGAGGAUCAGGAAAAAUAUCAAUAAAAGAUAUAGGAGAACUUGAUAAGAUUGUUAAAAACUUAGGAAAGAUUGAAACAUAAUAUUUUUACUAAUCAAUAUUUUAUGAAGUUCAUUAUUUGUGCUUGAUUAUAACUAAAUAUGUUAAA